Molecule: messenger RNA, 891 nt
Organism: Cavenderia fasciculata
Lineage: Eukaryota; Evosea; Eumycetozoa; Acytosteliales; Cavenderiaceae
Exons: 4
Coding region: 1-891 (296 amino acids)
Biological process (GO): DNA recombination; DNA integration
Molecular function (GO): DNA binding
Source: RefSeq, a predicted model, not a curated record
AUGUAUAUAAUACACUCUAAUGUUGUUUUGAGACCUUUUCCAUCAAAAGAAGUCCGAGUCCAAGAAGAAGUUCAGACAGCCAUUCAACCAUCAGUCGUCCUCAUCCCCUGCUCACUACCAAAGGGUUAUGCCUCCAAAACCAUCACAGUUAUGAGAUCUUGCAUAGCACAAAUUGCCAAGAUCAGAGACAAUCGCUCCGUCUCUGAUGACUUUAUGGUACAAAGGGUUAUGUCUGGUAUCGCUCACCAACGCCCUUCCAAACCCAAAUACAACAAUAUGUGGUGCCCAUUACUUAUAUUUGACCACAUCCGUGAUCAACAUGCUGACUCAACCCAAUUGAGUACAAAGCAAUUACUAGCCAAGUCUGUUGUGCUCAUUAAGCUCUUUUGUCUAGCUCGAGCAUCGGAUCUUGAAAAAUGGUCAUUCAGGUCUCUUGACCAGUCAAUCACUAAUUGUAUUAGGGGUACCAUUGUCAAGGCAAAGGAACAACGUAAUAGUGACUCCCCAUCUGCUCUGGUAUUCAAAGGUAUUAAGAAACCUUCUAUAUGCCCCCUUGCUACCCUCAGGGAGUACCUAUCAAGGACAAAGGCCAAGCGUUCAAAGAAGUCAAAAGACGCCGUCUUUAUUGACUCUUCCGGUCUCCCCCUUGUCGACAAGGAUUUCUCGUCUAUCACUUUAUCGUUCCUGGAUAAAGCCGGAGUAGAUACCAAUGUUUAUAAAGCUCAUUCAACUCGAGCGGCAAUGGCCUCAUGGUUAUUGUUAAACGGUAUUUCCCUUCAUAGAGUGAAGAAAUUAGGUCGCUGGAGAUCAAACGCUGCGCUAGAGAAGUACUAUGAUAUGGAAAUUAUAGAUCAAGAUUCAAAAAGGUCUAAAGUUUUUGUGUCAAAUUAA